GUUCAGUUGUCUUUUGUUUUUCAAGAGAAAUACAGUUCUGAGUGAAGUACUUGUAAGGAAAUGUGUAAAUUUUCAAUUUUUUUCGUUGCUUUUUGUACAUUACUUAGAGUACAAAUUAUUGAAGCGAAUAAAAUAUGUAUAACUACAGCACCUACUGAUGCACCAACGCAAGCACUCUCUGCAUAUUGGGUUCAAGUUACUGGUUCCCCUGAAGAAAUCCCCGAAGGUGCUCUUGUUGGAGGCUAUAUUAACGACUAUCCAAGUUAUGGUGAUAAUGAUAAAAAUUAUAACGUUUGCAGAGGUUUCCGUGGCGGAGCAUUAACUCCUGGAAAAUAUGGUGCAUUUUAUGUAACAGCUUAUGAUGCUUGCACUAUUGGUUGGGGUGGUGAAGAAUUUCAUACAUAUGAAUUCGAAAUAUUGGUUGGAUCCGGUAACUGGGUUUCUUCUUCUGGAUCGAAUAUUCCACCAAAUGCUGUGCCUGGUGGUGAAUCUGAAGAUGGUGAAGUUCUGUAUGUUUGUCGUGUCAAUCAUAGCGGAAGUGUCAUCGUUGGAAAAUUCCAUCCAUCAUAUAGCAAUUGUUUUAUCACAUAUCAUGGAUAUGAGAGUAGUUUCUAUAAUUUUGAAGUUUUGACUUAUCUUUGA
Clunio marinus is the source of this 642-nucleotide messenger RNA. The record is from the annotation of a GenBank genome assembly. Lineage: Eukaryota; Metazoa; Arthropoda; Insecta; Diptera; Chironomidae.